ACCGAGGUAAUCCAUGACAGGCAAUUUGUAAUUGUGUAACCAUGGAAAUAUUAGCGGCGCUGCAGUACGACUUCCGUCAGGAAGCGGAAGUGAACUUUUACCAAAAACAACAUGGCAGCCAGACAUAUGAAGUUAAGCUGCCUACCCCAAAUUCAAAUGAAAGUUGGGAGAUGACAGAUUAUGCUGAUGGAUUUAGUCCUGCUCAGCUGGUACAGCAGGCAGAGUCACUGAAGUUAAAUGUGUCUCAAAAUGGGGUGAGUGCCAGCGAGGCAUGGGCGGGCCGACAACGACUGCAGGAUAUUUAUCAACAGCUCCUCCUUCUUGACCUUGAAUAUGCUUUGGACAAAAAGGUGGAGCAGGAUCUUUGGAACUAUGCAUUCAAGAAUCAGAUCACAUGGCUACAGCAACAAGCUAAGGACAAGAAAAACCCUAAAAGAGUGGAGGUUCAAUCAAGUUUAGCUUUAUUUCUGGAGACAGCCAGCGGAUUUUAUAUGCAGUUAUUACAGGUUCUGUGCAGUGCCUUUACUUUAGGGCUACCCCAUCGCAGGGCACCACAAGAUCUUGGCAUUCUAAAAGAGGUAAAUGCUGCAGAGGGCUUGGGAGCUGUCACUCCGCAGUUGACCUCCUGUCAUUACAUCUGUCAGCACUGCCUAGUUCACCUGGGAGACCUUGCUCGUUAUCGUACUCAAAUGCAACAGGCAGAGUCCUAUUACAGGCACGCAGCUCAACUCGUCCCUUACAAUGGUCAGCCCUACAACCAGUUGGCUAUUAUAGAGGCUGGGAAGGGGGACAAGUUGGCAACGAUAUUCUACUACAUCCGCAGCAUUGCCGUCAAGCACCCCUUUCCAGUUGCAGCCACCAACCUGGAGAAGCUGUACAGUAAGAUGGGGAUGGAACCGUUGGACUGGAGGCGAGGCCGGCUCACUGUCCACGAAACUGUUCUGCUGUUUUUACACCUACAAGCACACAUUCAUCUUGGCGCAGGUCUUGAACAAGCAUCGAAGAUGGCAGAGCGUCUGACACCCAAUCUGGUCAUUCAUACGUGCUCCAAUGCAUUGUCAGCAACUCAGCUUAUACAUGUUUUGGCAAUAAAUCUAUUCACUGUUGGUCACUGCCGGCGACAUCUGGUGGACACUGAUGGAGCAGAAGCAAAAGAAGAUGAACUACUCAGCAAAGAAGAAAAACUAGGCUAUCAACUUGCUUUAGGAAUUACUGCUGCACUGUUCAAUGCUCUUCUCUUCGCUGUGGGUCGGGGCAAGCAGGAAGUAAAGCACAGGGAGAUGCACACACUGUCUGUCCUCAAACUACUGCUGGACUACUUGAAGGGACAUGUCUACAUCUAUAAGGAAGCUGCAUUCAUGGAAAGAGUUGUGGUGUGGCCAAGUUUCACAAAAUUGCUCAACAUUAUUCAACUUCUGCCAAAAGACAACUUUGACUCCAGCAACUACAAAGACCAACCACUCCCAGAAGAUGUAGACCUACAGUGCUUUGCACCACUCACGAAUGUGCACAGCUGUCUGGAGUUUAGCAGAGAGUUGAUGACACCGGAACAAAAUGUGAAACUCCGUGUAUCGCGUCUCGUGGAGCAUGGACAAGCUCUCGCCGCUGACAUGGCGAGUUUGAGCGUGCUGAAGGUUCACACUGUCACAGGAGGGCGCCUGCUUCACUUUGAAACACCUAAGCAUCUAAACAAGAGCACUUCACUGCCAGGGUUGGAAGAGGAGGAGAUUGACAGGUUGAUGUAUAAUAACAAGAAGGAACUGAGGGAAAAUGGAAAGGUGGAGAAAUCUGUGAACUUUGCUGACGAACGACACGAAGACCGGCGAAGCCAGCGCGCAGAAAUCCCACCACGGCAUCGACGCGAAGCGAAGGACGAGAGUGGUGAUUGCAAGAGGAAGGAUUCGAGGGGAGAGGCAGUGGAAAGAAGGGGCUCACUCGAACAGGGGCUAAAGAGCUCGCGUAAGAACCAGAGUCCCAGGCCCAGCUUCUCGUCCGACAUGGAACUGGGAAUGAGAUCGAACAGGUCAGAUGUGCUCGGCAAUGAGAAGCCAUACUCCAGACAGCGAGCUUACAGUAACCCAGCAGAGGGAAGACGUGGAGCUAGAACACCUGGCGACUUCAGGGAGAAGGUCAGACAUGACUCUGGUCGUGAGUCAGUGCCGAGAGACCGGAGAAGCGGUAGCAUGGGAAAGAUACAGGAAGGUCCGGGUGCAGGCAGGAUCCAGGAUAGGAGAACAACGAGACAAAAUGUGGCAAUACAGGCGAUAAUGCAAAGGAACAGAGAGCUUGAGAGACAAGAAGAAGAUGACCAGGAAUCGACAAUGCAGCAGCCACCACAGCAGCAACAGCAACAGCUGCCAAACAAAGCUUUAGAUUUCCCUCCACUUCCCACAGCCGCGAUGCCUGCAUUCCCGUCACACCAGACCAGCACUACACCAGAGGAUGACAUUCUGCAGAGACUUCUUGAAGCACAGCUUCAGGAACCUCCCCCGCCAUUUCCUGCCAUGUCAACUGGCUUCUCAAUGACUAAUCAUCCCACCAUGCCUCCCGUACAACCCCAUCUGCCUCCCCCGGCUGCACACAUGUGUCCAAGGCAGCCUCAUCCACAAGGCCAGCCCCGGCCCAUCAUGUCACAGUCAACAUCUCAUCCUCCUCCGUCGGUACCUCAGCAUUUCCCACCAACUUCUCAUUUCACAAACUCCAUGCCCCCGCCUCAACACCUGCAGAUUCCCAACCUGCCACAGUUCCUUCAACAUCCCCAGCAGCAGCAGCAGCAGCAGCAGCAACAACAACAACAACAACAGCAGCAGCAGCAGCAACAGCAGAAGAACUCCCCUCAGCGGUCUCAGCCACUACCUGUAGGCAGCAAUACAAACAUGCCCCCACCAGAGGUACUGCACUCCUCACCUCGUCUCGGACCCAUCGGCACCCCGUCUCCACGAAACUCUCCGAUUGGAUAUCGGUUGGAGGGACCACCGAAUCACAACCGGGCUAGUUUUCACAACAACGCCGUCUCCGCACGUCUGAUGGAUGCGUUUCCGGGUCAGCAGCAUGCGAUUGGAAGAGGGUUAGCCAGAUCUGCCGGCUACAUCCGUCCGCCAAGCGGCAGUGGCUACCACUGGCCAGCAUCGGAGAGUCACGCAGGGAUAGGGUCGUCGAUGGACGCACAUAUCGUAGGCCUGGGGUCGGCGAUGGAGGCGCACGGGAUGGGUCACGUGAUGGAGGGACGGCGGAUCAUAGCGGGCAUGGACGCACGGGGCGUCGGCGCUGAGCACAGAUGUGAGCAGGUGGAAUUUGAUGCAGAUUAUCCCCUCGAUGCUGUCCUGAGAGAACCACGACAGGAGCUUGCUGCAAUCUCACCGCUACAGGGAUUCCAAGACUUCAGUCAGCAAGAGGAUUCAAGCUAUUGUGACUUGGUUCAUAUGGGGAGAGAGUCAGCAGAAAGUAAUAGCUCCAUGUUUGGCAUGAGGGAUGUACAGAGAAGUGUGGAACCGGCUUCUAACACUUACUCGUUGUUCAACUCCCCAUGGUCCAUGGGGCUGUCUGGAGUUUCUAAACAAGCAGACACAAGCAGGAGUCCAGCCGCUGGCGCAUCUGGGCAGUCCUGGCCAGCAUCGAGUGCAGGCGCCAACAGUCAGGAUAAGUCUCCACCAAGCAACGUCCAGUCGCUGUGGUCCACGCCAGGUCCGUCUCCCCUGGAAAAGUUGCUGCUGCAGCAGCGACAGGACCUGGUACCACACUGAACACAGCACUGACUCAUGUUGGACUGAGCUUGUGAGUAAUCUGCAGAGCAAGGCUGCACUAGCCUGGAUGUUCUCUGCAUCGGAUCCACUCCUGCCGCCGUAGAAACAACCAUUUCUGCAACAACUCGGCUGCCAGGAAAUCGCGCAGGAGUUCUGCAGCGGCGUUUUGCCGUAGUUGCCGUGUGUCGCUUGUGGCGACUGUUGUUGGCAGGCAGUGGGAUCAGUAUUGUGGCAAUGUGAGAUUGCUGGGAUAUAUAAUAUUGCUGUGGUGACGUUGUUUUUACCAUUAUUAUCCGUACUAAUCUAGAGGAUACGAGCAAUUAUUCUACAUGACCCGCAAUGUCGUUAACGUUGCUACGGGUCUGUAUGAGGAGUUUGACGUAUGGGAAAUGACAUUACCAGGAGAUAUACACAGUUUCCAGUAGAUGGGAGGUGAGACAUUUGCCAGCUCCCUUGAUGAGCGGCAGCUCCCUCGUGUGAGAGAAAGAGAGACUAAAAUGUGUUGAUGGUAGGCCGCUGUACUGGCUAGAAGUUCUUCAAAUGGUAGGAGUUUUCUCUUGUAGAAAAAAAGAUCAGGAUGAUGUGUGUGCAUUAAAUGUGUGCGUCAAUAAAAGUGCUGCUAGAGCACUGGGAAAAGUUCAUAUUUCUGCCAAAUUUGGCUUGUCUCCACACAUCAGGGGUCACCAAUGUGCAGAAAUUGUGUGCCUAGUGUUACGCACUGCGUACACCCAUGCAAAUAUUUUGUACCGUAUCUUUUAAUUCCAUUCAUACUCAACAAUAUAUAUAUAUAUAUAUAUAUAUAUAUAUAUGCAAUGGUCUUCAUCUCCUUGUAGAGAGGUAGAGAGGUAACUACUGCAACUACUACUCAAAGGUUUUGUUUAGCACAUUGUUUCAUGGAAAGUGAUUAGAAUUAAAAGAGUAAAAGUGCAAAAUGGGCCCCAGUGCCAUUGUAAGAUCUGCCCAGACUGUGUAAGACGCCAUAAGGAAUAGUAGCAGGGGACCUCAGGGCGUUGCUGUGCAAUGUUGUGCCCUGGUCCCCUACUGAGGUGGCAGUGGCAUGUUUGUGUUAAUCAUAUCAGGAGUUAAUAAAGACAAAAUUUGUCUUUAUUAACUCCUGAUCAUAUGUAGUGCCCCCCCACGAUGCCCGAUGCUAAACCAGUGCUGAAUCCGGAUUAAAUUAUUAUUUGCUCUUUUUGUAUUUUACAAAUCAGACCGAUGUGAAACCACUUGCAUUUUUCACGUGCUAGUCGCUGGUAGCAGAAGAAUGCAGUAGCAUAUAGUAAAUACUGCACAUGCAUCUCCUUAUGGUAGGAAUAUGCCAACUCACUCAUUGUGGUCAGACACAAUACUCACUGGUCAGCUUACACAAAACACAGUGAGCAGGAUAACAAGCAUGCAGUGGUUGUGUGUGUGUGUGUGUGCGUGCGUGCGUGCGUGCGUGCGUGCGUGCGUGCGUGCGUGUAGAAACCAUGCCGUGGUCAGUGCACACUGGUUGUAGUGGUUAUCGUGCACUACUCAAGUAAUUAACAUGAGGAAGCUUUCAUAUGGUCACGUUUGGCAAUCAAUGAACCAUAUAGUCGUAGUACCACAUGUGUGACUACCGCUAAAGGUACUGCAUAACGAAAGUCAAUUGCUGUUACGCUCGGUUGCAAGGAAGAUGUUCUACAUAGAACAAGCUGGCACAUAUGUUCGGACACAUGCCCGGUGUUGGAAACACUGCAAAAUCUGUAUAGCACAUACACGAGUACAUGGUCAAUGGAGUGUGCACGGUGUGGCUAAUUUUCUUAUGAGGCCAAAAAACGACUGUAUGUACUAUUGCGGUUGUUAUUGUAACGUGGUUUAUCAUCGGAGAAGGUAGUGUGCAUUAGUCUAAGAGGGAGGUGUGUGCGUACGCGCGUGCGUGUGUGGGUGCGUGUACACGUGUUUGAACGAGCUUGACCAAAUGAUUAAAGUUAAUUGUAUUUUAUAAUACCGUGUUUCACUGGGGCACUUUAAUAGAUGCAAAUUAUUAAAACCUGUCUCAUUGACUGACCCUGACUCCUUGUGUUUUUCGGCUUUUGCAAGUAUAUUUUAAUAAAUUUCACUAGCUGCUUGCUA
This is a messenger RNA of Priapulus caudatus, 5840 nucleotides long. Its product is annotated as protein SMG7-like. Gene Ontology annotation, biological process: nuclear-transcribed mRNA catabolic process, nonsense-mediated decay. The record is from RefSeq and is a predicted model, not a curated record. NCBI's taxonomy places the organism in Eukaryota, Metazoa, Priapulida, Priapulimorpha, Priapulimorphida, Priapulidae. The transcript is spliced from 23 exons. Gene Ontology annotation, cellular component: telomerase holoenzyme complex. Gene Ontology annotation, molecular function: telomerase RNA binding; protein binding; telomeric repeat DNA binding. The coding region runs from base 42 to 3743 and encodes 1233 amino acids.